Thalassophryne amazonica is the source of this 1362-nucleotide messenger RNA. RefSeq names its product 3-hydroxyacyl-CoA dehydratase 4 (gene hacd4). The record is from RefSeq and is a predicted model, not a curated record. The transcript has 7 exons. Bases 98 to 787 code for a protein of 229 amino acids. Gene Ontology annotation, molecular function: 3-hydroxyacyl-CoA dehydratase activity. Gene Ontology annotation, cellular component: endoplasmic reticulum membrane. Gene Ontology annotation, biological process: fatty acid elongation; very long-chain fatty acid biosynthetic process; sphingolipid biosynthetic process. Lineage: Eukaryota; Metazoa; Chordata; Actinopteri; Batrachoidiformes; Batrachoididae.
UGCUCUUUUUUUUCAGUCUGAUCUGUGUGCAGGAUGAAGACAAACAUCUGUGCACCGAGUCAAAGCAGUCAGUCUGUCCUCUGCCGAUGAUGAAGUCAUGUUUUCCACCGUUAAAGAGAAGAACUGGAGUGUGGAGGAAAAUUCAAAGCUCAGCUUGAGGCUCACCUACAUGUUCUCCUACAAUCUGUUCCAGUUCUGCUGUCAUACAUGGAUCCUGGCCAACACCAUAGCACGUUUCCUCACAUUCGGGCGAGACGCUUUAGCAGACACCUUUCACUCGGUUGGCUUCGUGAUGAGUCUCUGCCAGCUUCUGACCAUCCUCGAGCUUUUCCACAUCGCAGACGGCAUCGAGAAAGCCAAACUUCUUCCUCGCUUUGUCCAAGUUCUAGAAAAGAAUCUCCUGCUGAUCCUGAUCAUCGUGCUGGAGGAGAUCCAGAGCAAACCGGCGGUGUGCCUUGUCUUCUUCUUCUGGAACAUUCAGGACCUCCUACGGUACCCACAUGAACUGUUGUGCACUCUGAACUCGCCGUUCGUGGCCACGCUUUGGGCGCGCUACACGCUCUGGAUCCCGGUCUACGUGGCAUCAGUCGCCACAGAAGGUGUCACCAUGUAUCAGGCUCUGCUACACGUUGACCCAAACGGACCGUACUCACACCUGCACCUGCCCUCGGUGCUGAUGGCCUUCUCACCUCUGCUCGCCGUCGGAGCUGCUGUAGCAGUUUGGCAGCUGCUGAAGGAGAGACAACAACACCUGGACAGGUGGAGCAAGAAGCUGAAACGAAAGUGAACCCGGUCCAGAGUCCGAAAAAUGAGCCUGCGAGACCACAUCAGUCUGUCACCAACACCUUUUACCCGAUGCCCGGCUUGGGUUGGGCCACCCUAUGGGGUCAAAGGUCAAAGAGAGUCCAUGAAAGACAUUAUUGGUCCAUCUGUUGGUCCAUCUGCAGCUGGAUUUUGUCCUGCAGCUGUCAUGUCGAGGUCACACUUGGGAGGACUUUGUCUUAAAGCAACAUCUGAUCGUAACCAUCACCGCACUCAGCGCCAGCAGUCACGUGACGCCUGUUUUAGGACUGAAGGCCAGGGAUGUCCCUGAGCAAUGACACAAUGUCGCUGCACCAUCACACAGAUUUUCAAAUUCAGGCUGUUCCCUCUCUGUUGUCCCGGGUAAUGUUUUUUUAAACAUAGUAACGAGUUUUUCAGCUUUCUCUGACCGCGGGCGGAGGUCGUUGGUGAAAACAUCACUCAGUGGAGUGUACGUGAGCGCAGCCUGUGAAAAACAAGACCGUGGAGUGUGACACUAAAACAUUUUGACAUUUGAAUAGCUGUAAAUAAAUGUGGAAAAGACACAUUUUUGUGUUUAAU